Messenger RNA from Pyrgilauda ruficollis (rufous-necked snowfinch), 2201 nucleotides. It is a transcript of the gene ELOVL1, whose product is annotated as ELOVL fatty acid elongase 1. The record is from RefSeq and is a predicted model, not a curated record. The coding region runs from base 124 to 996 and encodes 290 amino acids. Lineage: Eukaryota; Metazoa; Chordata; Aves; Passeriformes; Passeridae. The transcript has 8 exons. Gene Ontology annotation, molecular function: fatty acid elongase activity. Gene Ontology annotation, biological process: fatty acid elongation, monounsaturated fatty acid; fatty acid elongation, polyunsaturated fatty acid; sphingolipid biosynthetic process. Gene Ontology annotation, cellular component: endoplasmic reticulum membrane; endoplasmic reticulum.
AUGACCUCUUCAUACUGUCAGAGAAUAUCCUGCUCUCUUGUUAGAAGAUGGUGUGACUGCACUGCCUUCUUGGUGUGGAGGGUACAGAACCCAAAGCUGGUGUCAUGAGACACUGCCACCACCAUGGAGGGGAUUGUGACUAUGUAUCAGGACUUCAUGAAGAAAGCAGACCCCCGCAUCGCUGAUUAUCCACUGAUGCAGUCCCCAUUCCUUGUGAUGGGCAUCCUUCUGGGAUAUGUCUACUUUGUCCUAUCCUUGGGUCCCCGGCUAAUGGCCAACAGGAAGCCUUUAAACCUGAAGAAGUUCAUGGUGCUAUACAACUUCUUUCUGGUGGGACUCUCCCUUUACAUAGUCUAUGAGUUCCUGAUGGCAGGGUGGCUCACUGGGUACACCUGGCGAUGUGACCCUGUGGACUUCUCACAGGACCCCAAGGCCCUCAGGAUGGUCAGUGUUGCUUGGCUCUUUGUGUUCUCCAAGUUCAUUGAACUGACAGACACGGUGAUCUUUGUCCUGCGGAAGAAGAAUGAACAGGUCACAUUCCUGCAUCUUUUCCACCACUCUGUUCUGCCAUGGAGCUGGUGGUGGGGAGCGAAGUUUGGUCCAGGGGGAAUGGGCUCAUUCCAUGCCAUGAUCAAUUCCAUGGUGCAUGUUGUCAUGUAUUUCUACUAUGGGCUCUCAGCAGCAGGACCUGCCUUUCAGAAGUACCUGUGGUGGAAGAAGCACAUCACAGCCAUCCAGCUGGCACAGUUUGUGAUUGUCUCCGUCCACAUCUCCCAGUAUUACUUCAUGCCCAACUGCCAAUACCAGUUCCCCAUCUUCAUUCACCUUAUCUGGAUUUAUGGGACCAUCUUCUUCAUCCUCUUCUCCAACUUUUGGUACCAGUCCUACACCAAGGGCAAACGGUUGCCCAGGGUGGCUCAACAAGCAGCCCAGCACAACGGUAGCAGCAUCCAUGAAAAUGGCACUGUCACCAAUGGCAAGGUCAAAGCCAACUAGAGGGUAAAGUGCUCCCAGAGCCAAUGAGAGCCCCGGGGCAGAGGCAGCUGGGACCUGUCCCUCUGCUCCUGGGUGCCACUAGCCAAGUCAAGUGCCUACAGACUGUUGUACCCCUGUGCCCAGUCCUGCUGUCCCCUGUCUGCAUGCUCAGCCCCUCUGCUCUGAGCAGCCAUGGGCCUCUUCUGCUUCUGGGAGGGCUUGUGCUGUUUCUCAGUGUUGCUGAGCAGAGAGGCAGCUGCCUGCAUCACAGCUGUGGGGCUGCAGUCCCAUUCCAGUGUUUCCAAAGGAACUUUCCCCAAGUGCCUACAUCUGGCUCUUCUGCCUAGGGGCCAUUUCCUUCUGAGUAGGACCAAAAGAAGAGACCGCUUCCUGUCCUGGUGCCCUCUCCUCUUCCCUGACUCACAAGAGCUUGUGUGGAUGAGCAGAUUCAUCCCUGGCUGCUUGUUACUGCCAGCUCAUGUGUGAGUGCUCCUGCUCUACGAUGCCUUGUGCCACUUUGUUCUAUGCCACAGUGCUGCAUGUCCCUUCUGGUCCCUGUGUGCCCAGCUUGGGAGUCCUGCCCUGGCAUAUCUGUGCCCAGGUGUCUGUGGAGAACGUAGGGGCAGUACUUAUGGGACUUCAGGGCCCAGACCUGCCCAGUACAGUACCCAUGCCUGUGCCUAGUACAUAGCAGGGGCUGUGACAGCCUGAAAGGCUUCCCCCAUGUGAUAAACCCAGGUUGCCUUGCUGUUCUUGUGCCUGGGCUGGGUGCUCAAUGUGUGCUUAAGCCACACUUACCUGAUCCUCUAAGGCAGCUGGUGGCUCACUGCAGAGUGGGGGAGACCAAGCUCAGCCUACUUGGACCACUUCCAUUCCUGUAAAUUCAAGACCUGAGCAAUAAGUGCCCCUAAAAUCAGCUCCUGGGCUCUCCUGCUUGGGUCCAGCCCUGCUCUGGCCUAGCCUGAGCACAGUGGAGGGUGGUUUUAAGUGUGCUCGGCUGUGGUGCAAGAGUGAGCACCUCUUGCCUCUGUGGAUCUGACUGGGCCCGUGUGAAGAUGUGCUCUGCUCUUCAGCAGGGCAGUGCAGCUGCUCUUCCUGGCCUGGUGCCCGUCACCUGCUCUGAUUGUAACCAAAACAUGCUGAUGGCCUCGAGGACGAGGUGAAGAAGCCAGGCCCUGUCAGAUUGGGCUGCUCUUCUAUGACAAAUAAACAAACAGAAGGAGAAA